ACUACAUUUCCUAUCAUGCAACAUGAUCAGGACCCCUUCUAUCAAAUGGAAUUUUCUGUUAGCGUUAUUAAUACAAAGUAUACCUGCUUUUAAAUUGUCGCGUAAGUCCUGACAAGAAGGGUUUUUAAAGCCGUUGUUGGUUUUGAUGUCGCUUUUUAUUCCUCCCGGACCGCUCGUAUUUCCUGUCGGUUUUAUUUCCUGGUUGGGGGUUGUGUUGCUCAGCUGGUUUCAGCACACAGCAGACAUUAAAACCUCGAGAGCGAGCGAGCGAGCGGGCAAGCGCGAGGGGGGGCACAGAGAAAGCUGGACCAGUGAGCCUGGCUGGAAUAGCGAGAGACACCCAGACCGCAAAAAUCAGGAGCACCGGAAAGCAGAGAACUGCAAUCGCAGGCAAAGCAAACGGGCGAGGCAGGGGGGUGUGUGUAUUGACAGAUACAUUUAUACGUCUCCCUAAAACCUAAUAAAGUGUGCCAUAUUGAAAUGGCAGGGUUGGAGGGGGCAAGCUAGUGCUCCAGAGCAUCGAUAGCAGCGGACUGCUGCCUGCCGGCCGCCGCACCACACGGCUCGGACCAAGCAGUGGAGCACCGCGCCUCGGCCCUUCUUAGUGAGACAGUCUGAAUUAUUGACAGUUACUGAAAGAGAAAUAGCGACACGGACAUCACGUUGUAUGUUUUAUGUGACAUCAUUUGAUUUCACUCGGUGUCCAAAGACGUGCGAGAGAAUAUGCGGGCAGGAGAAACAGUCCUGACUUGUGCACUUGGCCGCCACCGGCUUUUUUAAUUGGGGACCUCUGCAUCGCAGUGGCUUACAAGCGUUAGUCGGGAUCGUUUAACCGCCAUAGCAGGGGUGAAGAUUUGUUUCAUCUCGUCUGGCUAAAACUACGCUUUCGGAUCGUUGGGGCGAUUCUCAGGUGCUAGUUUACACCUGUGCACAUCCAUACAGCAACACAGACGACAUAAUCACCCACAGGCAGCGGUGGCACAGUCUGCGAUCUCUCUAAUCUCAUUCAUUUUGACUGCAUCGAUUCCUGCUUUGAGCUUGGAAUUGCCUUCCCGGAAGAGAUGAAGAAGUUUUUUGACUCACGCCGGGAGCAGGUCGGAUCGGGACCCGGUUCUGGAGCAGGAGGUGGAGGAUGCAGCAGUUCCGUGACAGGGAGCAGCUAUGUGGGCCGAGUGUUCAGCGUUGGUCGCCACCAGGUUACCGUGGAGGAGACACUUGCAGAAGGUGGUUUUGCCCUUGUGUUUCUUGUGAGAACACAUCAAGGUGUGCGCUGUGCCCUGAAGAGGAUGUAUGUUAACAAUGAGCAUGACCUGCAAGUAUGCAAGAGGGAGAUUCAGAUCAUGAGAGAUCUUGUAGGGCACAAAAACAUUGUGGGCUUUCUUGACUCCAGUAUAACAGCAGUUGGAUCGGGAGAUGUUUGGGAAGUUCUCAUCUUAAUGGAUUUUUGUCGUGGAGGACAAGUUGUUAAUCUAAUGAACCAACGCCUCCAGACUGGCUUUACGGAGGCUGAAGUCCUGCAAAUCUUUUGUGACACUUGUGAGGCAGUUGCAAGACUUCAUCAGUGCAAGACGCCCAUUAUUCAUCGAGAUUUAAAGGUGGAGAACAUCCUGCUCCAUGACCGAGGACAUUAUGUCUUGUGUGAUUUUGGCAGUGCAACCAAUAAAUUUCAGAAUCCUCAAAAUGAUGGAGUGGGAAUAGUUGAGGAGGAGAUUAAGAAGUAUACAACCUUGUCAUAUCGUGCUCCAGAGAUGGUGAACCUCUAUAGCGGCAAACUCAUCACCACAAAGGCAGACAUUUGGGCAAUGGGCUGUCUGCUUUACAAGCUCUGCUUUUUUACCUUACCAUUUGGAGAGAGUCAAGUGGCUAUCUGUGAUGGCAGCUUCACCAUUCCUGACAACUCUCGAUAUUCCCAGGACAUGCACUCUCUCAUCCGGUAUAUGCUGGAGCCAGACCCAGACAAGCGCCCUGAUAUCUACCAGGUUUCAUAUUUUGCCUUCAAAAUGUCUAGAAAGGACUGUACAGUUCAGAAUGUGCAGAAUUCUCCUAUUCCAUCAAAGCUUCCUGAACCAAUCCGAGCAAGUGAGGCUGCAGCCAAGAAGAGCCAAACCAAAGCCAGGCUGACUGACCCCAUUCCCACUACAGAGACAUCUAUUGCCCCUCGUCAACGACCAAAAGCAGGGCAGACUCAGCCAACUGCUGGCAUCCUUCCCAUACAGCCAGCCCUCACUCCACGCAAAAGAGCUAAUGCGCCUGUUGUAACACCUCUUCAACAAGGGCCUCAGUCAACAGUAGCCAGUACUCCUAUCCAACCACAGAAUGUCCAAGCCUCACAGCCUCCAGCUUCACAACCGCAGACCACGCACACCCAACCUCCACCUUCUCAACCACAGGUCCCAGCCUCUCAGACACAAACACCAUGCACCCAGCCACAGGCAAAUCCCCAACAACAGCAGCGCUUCCUGAAACAACAACAGGGGGCUUUUUUUAAUCAGCAGCAGGCAUUGCCAGCUCAGCAGACGCUGCCUCAUUCCCGGGCAGACCACGGAAUAGCUCAAAAAGUGGGAUCUCUGACCCCUCCAUCCUCACCAAAAACUCAACGCGGUGGACAUCGACGCAUCCUGAGUGAUGUCACUCAUAGUGCAGUCUUUGGGGUCCCAAUCAGCAAGUCCACCCAGCUGUUACAGGCUGCUGCUGCAGAGGCGAGCCUCAACAAGUCCAAAUCUGCAACCACUACACCCUCUGGGUCUCCCCGUUCCUCCCAGCAAAAUGUUUACCAUCCCAGCAUUGAACAGCCUGCUUCUCUACGUAGCCCUACAGAGGCUGCCAGCUGGAACCCAUUUGGUAAUGAUAACUUUUCCAAGCUGACAGCUGAGGAGCUGCUCAACAAAGAUUUUGCCAAGCUGUCUGAUGGUGAGAGCUUAGCUAAACAUGUAGAAGUGGUGAGCUCCUCGACAGAAAACCUGAUUCCAGGACUGCAGCCAGCCCCUAGUGCCCCUUCUGGCAACUUUGGUGAUAAGCCAUUUUCUCCUGGUACUGCUGAAAGACCAUCUGAUAUUCUGGGUCUCGCUCCCGGCUCUGGUCUUUUGAGUGUGCCGGAUCCAUUUGCACCUGUUUCUCUCUCUGAGACCCCAGAGAAGCUGAUUGAGGGGCUAAAGUCUCCUGAAACUUCUCUGCUUCUUCAUGAUCUUCUGCCUCUUUCUGACCCUUUUGGCAGUUCUGUGGACAGCUCCAAUGGAAAGUCGGAUGUCUUGGUGGACUCCUUGAUUCCAGGACUGGAACCACCACAGGCUCAGCGCUUGACAUCUCAAACAGAUUCAAUUUCUUCAACUCUCACAGACACUUUGACGGGGGAGGACCCUCUCCUUGGCUGUUCACUGCUCUCUCACCCCACCACCACCACUGCUGGUGCUGCUGCUCCUGUUGCUACAUCCUCCUCUUCUGCUGUCUCUGCCUCCUCCACCCCUGUCUCUGCCUCAUGUGCCAGCCUCAGCCUGGAUGAGUUUGCACCCGUCUCCCUUUCUGCCCAGCUACACUCUGACUCUCCCAACCUGAUCUCGGGUUUUGACCUUCCCGAUGACUCAGAGAAAGUGACAGAGGAUGAGUUUGAUCCUAUCCCUGUUCUCAUCUCUAAAAACUCUUCCCAAGGUGGUCAUUCUCGAAACAACAGCAGCAGCUCAGAGUCCAGUCUUCCGAACUUGGCCAGGUCAUUGCUCCUUGUUGACCAGCUUAUUGACCUGUGAAAUGCAGCACUGGGGAGGGGGGAAUCGCACAAAAGAUGCCCCAGUUAAGUCCCUCCAAAUCCAGGAUCAAUCUUGUCCCCUUGGGUGGCCCCCAGAUGUCCACUAUGGAGUGUGCACUCAGACUUUCCACUCUUGGGAUUCUGUUACCUCCUCAACAUUUGAACUUUUGGUUUCAGAACUCUCACUCUCUUAACGUCUGCUGUUCUCCCUGGUGUGACUUUUCUUCAGCUCUGUUACGCUUUUCUGUUUGGACCUGUUUGCUCCUCUGAAGAACACUUUCACAUUCACCGAGGCAACGUUUGCUGAUGUGGCAGUGUCACCCAUUUUUUUUGAAGGCAGGGAGAGGGUCUGAAUUCUCACCACCCCAAAGCUGUACAGGCUCCAGAGUUAAUUGUAUCUUGUAGUGUAGUCAUUCCUUCUAGCCUUUGCACUGGAGACUGAAUUCCCAUUUUUUUCCACACCUUAUGAACACACAAUGCAGUACAUGUGCCUCUGCACAGAACCUAACAACAAACUGAUGAACCAAGCUUACCAUGCUUAUCGAUUUAAUGAAAUAUUUUAUAGGGUGUAGGUUUUUGGUUGAUUGGUUUGUAUUUGUAUAUGUUUUAUUCAACAAUAGUUUUUUUUCCAUUUCUGUCAAAGUUUAAUCAGACUUUUUUUGCCUCUAGGACAUUGUUUCUCAAAUGGUCUUUUAUUAUAAAGUACAAGCAUUUUUAUACCAAUUGGCAGUAGGGAUUUUAAAAUAAAUCUGUUCAUUGCAAGUAAAAAAAAAGUUCUAUUUGGGAAUUCAGCCAGUAUGAAAUGAUGCUUAUUUCUUGAGAAUAAUUGUAGGAAACAUUAUGGUUACCUGAAGGUGUCAUCAACCAGUUAUUGUUCAAUGCUACUUUUAAAUGCCUGUAUUUCUAACACUGUUGGGAAACUCUGUCCUAGAAAUCUGUGGUCUGCUCUGACAUGUCUGUCAUAUAUUCCCUGCUGCCAUUCUUUCUUGGCUGUUUGUCUGCAUUUGUACUCUGCAGCAUCAGUAGAAAACAGCAGUUGAUUUAAGAAGAGAAAAAGUUAACUACUGUUUAAAAAAAUAAAGCUCACUGUGAGCUUUCGUAUAGAAUUCGUGGCUUAGAGGUGUGAGCUUUUAAAUUCAGCAUUUUACUUUUCGGCUAUCAUUAUGGGAUGUUCUCUUUGAUCCUAUCAGAAUCAGGCCAUGGUAAGGACAAUCAUUUGCAUCUGUCAGGUUGCCUAUCUGCCUGUGCAGUGUUUCUGAGGUUAGUUUUUUGCAGUUUGGUUUCCAACUUUUCCUUUACUAAUUAAUUUAGGUUUACCAAUGGUUCUCUGUCCACAUCCUAAUAAAGAGUUUCUGUUUUGGUCUAUAAUUAUGGGUGGAAGUAGGGAUUAUAAAUUACUUGCAUGAAAGUCUAUAAGUCUUUUCAAUUAAACAAUAUUUAAAGAUUUUUUUUUUCUCGUAGCUACAACCUUUCUUAGACUUAGAGUCAGAAAGAGGAAGGCAUAUAGCUAUGGUUUUUGUCCAACAAUAUCAAUUGCUUUGGAGGACAGACAGGAGGUCUUGGCCCUGUGAUAAAUAAUACCUGAUAUUAGAGUAAUAAAAAAUAUAAAUGUGGACAUUUUUCUGGUAUAAAAAAAACCAUAACAAUAAACACUUUAUGAUUGAGGAUGUGCAUUCUAGUUUCACACAGAUGUUUCAGAAUUUAUUUUUAAAGUGCACUCCUCAAAGAUGUAUAUGCAUUGCUUGUUUUAAAUUGGAUCCUGCUAAGCAAUGGUAAUUAUUUCUAGCCAUACAAUAAGUGAUGGAUUCAGUUGUAUUCUAAUGCUUUCUUUUUAUACAAAACAGUGUAUGCAUGCAGUUUCUCUGCUUUGUCGCUGUCAAUCCCAUACACCUAUGCUUAAAUAUGAUCUCAUUAAGGUGUACUGACCCUGCCUUAGUAAGGGUACACCACUUGAGUUCCAUGAGAUUAAUUGCACUGUCUCUCAGAAUUAUAAUCAUAUUUAGCUGAAUCCAAGAGUUGGAACCAGUGAUAAAAUGAACAGAAUGUAAUCAUCUGGCUCACUCCGACCCUCGAUUUAAGUCCGAGUCAUUGUGUCUGUGUAUAAAGCGGAAUUCAUUAUAGUAAAUAGGUAUAUUAGGUCUUUAUAGUGUUGGAGAGUUACUAUUGCACGGAGACAUUCCUCUGUAAAUAACCAGUGUUUUUUUUUUUAUGUACACUUAUUUCCUCCUGAAAUAUUGACAGUCUGCUUAUACUGUACGUUUGUCUGUUCUAGAAAGGGAAAAAAUAAUAAUAAUUUGAAGGGACUGCCAGUCAUGCUAACUCCUACCUUGUCUUUUCUCCUGAGUUACUGGUAGCGGCUGAAUUUUCUUACUUUAUGUGUGUGGGAGUGUGUGUGUCCUAUUUUUGUUUCUUUUAAUGUAUAUAUUAAAAUUACCACAAACCAAUUCCUGUAAUUAAUGUUAUUCCAAGUGUAUACAUAAAAGAAAAUUUUAAGAAGCUUUCCUUUUUUGAAUAAAUGGUACAAAUAGUGUUUAAAAUAAGAUCUAAUAAUUUUCACAGUAUGAAUAAGCGUGAAUAUAGUUAGUAUGAUAUAGGGUGAAUGUAAGAAGUGAGUAUUGGAAAUAUACAGUACAUAUAAAUAUAUAUAUAUACAUAUAUAAAUAAUAUAGUUUUAAGAAGAGACAUUUUCUGUGGUUUAUCAUUAUUUCUCAACUUAAUGUUCAUUUUUUUAAUCUGACUCUACCAAGUAUUUCUUUCUCCUUUCUCUUCCUGUGUCACAAACAUUCUCUGGCAAAGGUAAUGAAUGUUAAAUUUCUAAUGUUAACAUAAUCAGCUGUGCAAUGCCUGGUUCUCUCAUAGCCGAGGUUCAAAAAAUCCCUUUAGUUUUCAUUUAUCUUGGGAUGACACCACAGAACUGGGUGCUUUGUUUUUGAGGGUGUUCUUCAGCUCUGGCUGCCCUUCUGUUUAGUGGCAUAACAUGCAGAGAGGUUGGUCUCUGUUGAAAGACAAGGCAUUUGUACAUUUUAAAGGGACAAGGCAAUUAAGAUUCCAAAUAUGUAUAUGAUUCAAGUUUAGUUUUGUAAUAUGAAAUGAUGGAUAGCAUUACAGACUGCUGAAUGAUUAUUGAUACAUGCAAGGCACAGUAAAUAACUGACAGCUGCAAAACCUUCUCAAAGUAGUCAAUUUGUGUGGAAACAGCUGACCUCCAGGUGACAUGUCCUGGAAUGUGGUCUUUGCAAGUCCCUGUGUCUCCUAGUUAUUAUUACACUCCUGUUAAGUGAAUAACUCGCCUAAAGAAUGUAGAAAUUGCAUUUAAAUAUAUUUUCAUUGACUUGUUUGAAUGAUAAGUACCAGAAUUGGUCUAGCUUACUUUACAUAGACCAAGCUUUUCUAAAAAGACACCAAUUACACUUGUGUGCAGUGGAGGCAAGAUCCCAGAGCUAGGCAGGAGUGACAAAUCUGACAACUGCUUGCUUUAAUAUGGAGGCAAGUCUUGUCAUUGUGGAGGUAAAUGAAACUCCGCUCUAUGUCAUCCACAGUUCUUGUACUAUAGAAACACUCUUUCUGGUGCGUGUAUGAGUUAAGUUAGUUAUCAAGCCCAUGGUGCACUAACAUCAUAUUUGGUGGUACUUUUAAAAAGAUUUUUGUUGUUUGGUAUUUUAAAAUACUUCAAACCUAUUUGGUAAUUGUUCUACUCAAUACUUGUGUAUUGUUUGAAUUGAUGGAAGAAAAUCAGUGACUAAUUUCUCAUUUGCAAAUAAGGACCAAGCUUAGCAAAAUUCUCCUGUAAAUCCAUCAAUUAAGAUGGGAGCUGCAUAGGUCCAGCAGAGAUGAUUCAUUACACCUGAGUAAAUCCAAUUUAAAGGAAUACUCCCUGCAAAAAUCAUCGUUUUGUAUAUAUUACUUUCCCUGUUUAGUCUGUAGCGCCGACCAAGGAUAAUUUUUAAUGUCAUGUUUUCAUGCAAAUUGAAGAUAACAAUGUUUCUGAUAGAAUAGGCAUCUAUGGUGCCUGGACAACAGCAAACAAUACCAAAAACGUCCAUAAAAAAAACUUUUGUUGCCUUUGUUGCAUAAUCUACAUUAGAAAUCAUCCAGUCAUAUGCUCACACCAUCCCAAGUAAUCACAACAGAUUUUUCAUUGGCUAAAAUCUUGCUUCACGUCUAUUCCUUUAAGCUAAUUCUUCAGCAAGCAUUAUAAAAAUUCUUAAGUUACAAACAGGAUUUGUACAUUUUUUUUUAUGAUUCCAGCACCUGAUUUUUCAAAGUUCAGUAGCUUGUAACUAAAUCCACUAUACAACGUUUAACAUAGUGAGUGUCUCUGUGUAUGUAACUGUUUGAUGGGCAAACCAUGCAAUUAUGUACAGUAUGUAUUCAUAGAGGAGAGAUUACCACAUUUGUUUUAAUGUCCUUAAGUGGCUGUCUUUAAGGUUUUUUGCUAUGUUCACUGGCUCACUUGAAGUUGCCCUGCACUCAUAAGAGUGCCUCUGAUCUCUGUUCAUAUCUUCUCCUUGUCCUCCUCACAAGGCACUCCUUCCAUUUUGAUUCAGACGCAUUUGCUAAUGCAAAGUGUUGAGGAGAAUAUCUUUGCAGUAUUAGAGUUUGUAUGUUAUUCUAUGAAAUUCAUUCCUGGACAGCUGUUAAAUGUUUCAGACUGACCAGACAAGCUGUUAAACCAUGUUCAAGUAGCAAAUCUUAAUAUAAUUGAUCAGGGCAGUUAAUACGCCAGAAGUCAGAGUUGGGAAUUCAACCAAAAACAUGGUCACCUAAAAUCUAGUGCUUUAGCAGUUAGGCCGCACUACCAGCCUGAUAGUAUAUUUUGUUGCGUCUGGGUGUUUUAAAAGGAUACGGAUUUACUGGGUUGAAAUGUGGCAACCAAAAGGAUGAGGAAGCAGGAGCAAUCUCCACUUUGACUUUACCUGGAUGUAAAAAGUUAAAAUGUAGAUCUCCUCGCUUUUGUUAGUUACUUUUCUAAAGGGAUUUUUUUACCACUUUUUUAAAAUGACAACAUUGCACAGAUAUCUUGACACACUGGAUUAUUAGAAAAAAUGAAGUUGAUGUAAAUAUUAGCCUUAUCUGCAAUUUGGAGUUAAGGAAGGUUGCUGUUGACAGAGUGAAGAUAUGUUUUCUCUCUCAUGUCCUCCAAUAUUGUAUUUGAAUGGAAAACGCUGUGGGCUAUGGAGGUGGUGUGUGUCUCAAGUAAGGGGUUAUACAAAGCCUAACUCUGAACUUUGUUCUGGUUUCUGAAAAGUCAUUUAUAUAUGUUCAUCAUGCUCAAAGUAAAUUGCUCCUUUUGUAUUAAUCAGCUGAUCAUUAUUUUAUAAAGCGUCACUAUCAAGAGGUAGUGUCACAAGGUGCUUUACUUUCGCAAUACUUUCCUAGUGGAGAUCCAUUUUGUUCUGUUUAUGUUUGUAGGAAAACAAAUUUUCCCCCAGUGUGUGUAUCUAAAGUAGCUUUUUACGUUUAUCUUCCAUCAUCCAUGACCCUUGCAGUUCCUUCUUAGUGCUCCUAGCCCAACAAAAUGCUCUGAUGGCAUCCUCAAAUGAAGACCUCGGAGCUAACCCACUGACUUAGCCACACAUCCAUCUCAGUGAGCCCAAGAGAUAUGACUGUCUAAUAUGCUUUGUAGUAAUUGGAAAUGGCAGACCAAAAGAGAAUCAAAACCAAACUUGUGUUGUGGGGUAUUCAUUAUGCUUCAUUUCUUGGAAUACCUAUUUUCCAAAUGCCUUUCUAAGCUCUUUCUUAAGGUGAUCUGCACAGUUUUCCUGUAGCUUUUUCAUUUCUUCUUCAGCUCUUCUCCUGGGGAUCAGGAUUAUGAAGGACCACUCUAUUCCUGAUGUCCUUUAUCUCACUGAGGGGGUGUUGUGAGCUCAGUCUGAGAGCUGCUGUUCUGGAAGGCUGAGGUGCUUGUAGCUUUACUACUCAACUUGAAGCCUUGCUGAUAAAAACAAAGAAAAACAUUUCUGGAGCCCACCCUCCAAACCAGAUAAUGAAAUUGUAGGGUAUGACAAGAUUACUAGCACUUGAGGCCUUUAAAUUGUAUAAGGCAGCAGUAACAAAGGGAACAUCUUCUCUGGUUUUUAAGGUGGGGUUAAUAUUUACUCUAGUUGCUUUAUGUGAUUUUUGUCAGAGCCAUCUGCUGUUUUUUCUUUUUGUCAUAUGCAGUAUACUGUGACAGCCUAUACUCCUCUUCAAAGCAACAAUGUUUUUUUUCUUUUGACUCUAGUGGGAUUCUUACAACUUCCAUCAAGACAUAUUUUGAUGUUAGAUGUGUAAUAGGUGGUUUUUAUGAACAAUGAGACCACCUUCUCUGAAACAAUGAUGUUACCUCUCUUCCAGUCAGCAUACUCUGACUGAGACAAUUUUAUGUGUAUUUGUUGUCAUUUCGUUCACUUGUGCUUUUUAGGUUUAUAUGUGUGUAGUUAAGUUGAGUUGAGGAGUAGGAGUUCAUCUGUUUCUCUCUAGGAGUUUGUCCAUGAAUUCUAUAAUAGAUGGGCAUUUGUCUUAUGUUUAUCAAGCUGGGCAUACAUUUUGAACUACAGUGCAUGUGCAGAGUUUGGAAAGUCCAUGAUAUAACAUCAUGUUUAAAGACUUGGUGGAGAUUGGGCACAUUUGUGUUGGGAGAUAAACAUCCUUUGUAGAAAUGUAUAUGGUGGUCCUAAUCUGAAAUGAUUACCUAGUGUAGUGCUGGAGGCUGAACUUUAUUGAGCUCAUCAAAAUGACCAAUCUCCUUCAGCACUUCUGCCACUGCUUGGCACUAAUUUAGAACUUAAAGUUCACACUUAGCAUACAAAUACUGGAUCUUUCAGUUUUAAAAGACAAUAAAAAUGUAUAAUUAUUUUUUUUCUCCUUUUGACUGCAUUGUCUGUCUUCAGCAUAAUUGUAUUUUUAAACUGUCAUUUCUGUGUCAACUAGUUUUGACCUGUUGGUUUGCCAGCCUGGUUCAGCACUGGUUUGAGGAGUCUGGAGUCAAACUGGUUAGGUUGGCUAUAGUUAUACACCUACAUCUGGAGUGCUCACACACUAACAGCAGACAGAACAUGGAAAACAAAAUAACAUUUCUGCUUUUAUUCCCAUCCAUUUAUUUUCAAAACUUGUUUUAUCCAUUGUAGGACUUACCUUUAUCUUAACUACAUUAGGAACCAACCAUGGACAUUGCACAUCCAUACACAAACUGAAACUCACUCAUAUGGGGUAAAUUUCAAAUCCCCUGUUUUAGAAUGCUAUAAGAAACCAGUGCACCUCUAGAAAAUAUUCAAAGAAAACAUGCAAACUCCACCCAUUCAGGCACUGGCCUCAGAAUGAAGUACACGUUCCUGGAGCUGUGAAAUGGCAGCUGCAGCAGUACUGACCACUGUGCAAUAUUACUGAGUUGCUCUCUAGUACCUGAGGUUUGGAUUGUAAUUUUCAUUUUAAAUGUAGCUGUUUAAUACCUAGUGUCUUAUGGCACCGUGACACCAGCUAACAACUGUGCCCUUCAGAUGCUGUUCAUCCUGCCUUUUAGAAGUUGGGUAUUUGACAAUAAUCGAUCCUUGACAUUUUGUUUUGAUUAUUAUCACUGUUAUGUUUGUCUAAUGACUUUAUCCGAGACAACAUUAUUUACUUACAAUUUUUUUUCUAUAGUUUGAAUAAAAGCAGUUCACAUGACAUGCAUAGGCUUACACAUUGAGCCAGUUGUAGGGAUUAUGAUACCAGCUGUGGGUUUGUGGUACAAUGCCUUAACCAUUAAACUGAUAGAAGAAUGGGAAUAUUUUAUUUGCACCUUAACAAUUUUCUGAGUUAUGCUGUCCAUUUAUUUACCUUUUGCCCAUUUCAACCCGAGUUUUUAAUAAGACCUGGACAUAAGACACUCGUUUCAUGAGCUGCACGUGAAGAAGCUAGAAGAAGGUCAUUAACAGGGUUGGACCAACUGUCAUGGGGUUUACUGACCAGUGCCUUAGCCACUAGUUUGCACUCCAUUGUAGAAAGCCAAAUGUUAAAUAUGUACAGAUUGUGCAAUUUAUUUCAUGGAUGGCUUACCCAAACUGCAAAAACAUAUUUCAGAAUGUGCAUCAUUUGACACCCUACUUGAGUAUUGGGGCGCAAAGCAAAACCCCUUUUUAACAUUUGUAUGCAUUUCAUUAUUUAUUCCAGCUGGACAAGUCUUAUGACCAGUUAAGCUCCAGUCUCCUUGACGUUGUGCCACAGAUAGGCAGCUGUGAAGGCACUGUGAUCCAGGAUGCCAUGACAUCUGGUAGUUUGUAAUCUUCCCUCUUGGCUUCCAUGUCAAAAAUGAAAAGGAGAAUGUGCUGGGGAGUGAGGAGCUUCAUUUGGCAUCUUAUCUUACCUUGACUGCCUGGGGCUAUUUCUAGGGGCCAAUGUGUCCACAUUAACCUUUAUUAUUGGCUGCAUACCUGGAUCUCUGUGGCUGGAAUGGCUUCCGAUUUAAAAUUAAAAUAAUUCUUUCCUCUCAACUGUAUAGUGAAUUUUAUUGCAGGUUUCUAUGUUGCUAACCUAUGCAAUCCUAGUGAACACUUAGACAAAGUGAUGUAUUCAGUAGAUGUUUAGCCUAGUCAGUAGAACAAACUACUCUCUGUUGACGUGAUCAUGUAUCCAGUGUGUUUUAAAAAGAAAAAAAAAACCUGCAGUGAUGCCCAUUUCCCAGUGUGGAGCGAUGUACAAUUCAACAUGUAUCUUCUAUUUUUAUUAAAUGAUUAUAAAAAUAAAUCAAAAAAAUGAUGUUAAAUAAAGAUGUACAUGUAAAUGUAA
Messenger RNA from Polypterus senegalus (gray bichir), 12484 nucleotides. It is a transcript of the gene aak1b, whose product is annotated as AP2 associated kinase 1b. The transcript has 20 exons. Gene Ontology annotation, biological process: protein phosphorylation. Gene Ontology annotation, molecular function: protein kinase activity; ATP binding. Lineage: Eukaryota; Metazoa; Chordata; Cladistia; Polypteriformes; Polypteridae. The record is from RefSeq and is a predicted model, not a curated record. The coding region runs from base 1062 to 3740 and encodes 892 amino acids.